AUGUCGCUAGGCCACUUCAGAAAAGAUCCAGUCGCCGAGAUGGGCGGCGACGAAGACGAUGAUGGACUCAGCGCACAUGACAGCCAAAGUCUAUUGCCCUCUUCGCUUCUUUUCUACCGUUCUGGCUCGUGGUACCAUAGAGUCAAGCGCGCAGUUUUAGACCAUUCUGUUCUUGUCUCUUGGGCUCUCAAUGCCAUACUUCUUGUCUCACUUGUCCUGGUGAUUGUGGGUAAAUCCACAGCCCGAUGCAAGGCGAGUCCCGAUGACCAAGGAGGUCGUUAUAGUCCAGCGGAAGAUGCGGUGGAAUAUGUCCCGGUCCUCUUCAAGCUGGGAAAUAGUCACGCCAGCUCUCCAUACCAGGGCUUUCCGACGGACGAGACCGAUCGAUUAUGGCAAGAGCUCUAUGGCGUCGGCACUUUUAUACAUGUUGAUGAGGACGCCGGCAAUCGUCUUCUAAAUACGUCUGUCAAAGCGCCAGUCGUAGGUAGUGAGAACGACCUCAUGGUUGGCCUAGACGUAUUCCACCAGCUACACUGUCUGAAUCAGAUUCGAAUGGCCUUCUAUCCCCGGCGGUACAACACAUCGUUGACAAACCCUGACGGCACAGUCAAAUACAUUCAAUGGCUGCACAUAGACCAUUGUGUAGAGUCGCUUCGCCAAUCCAUCAUGUGCCACUCGGACACCAGUUUGAUCACGUAUAAGUGGCUGGAGAGCAAGAAGAUUACGGAGCCGGAGCUUGAAGUAGUUCACAUGUGCCGAAAUUUCGACAAGAUUCAGGAUUGGGCAUCUCAGCGAACCGUAAGCCUCGGUAGCAAGAGGCUUCAUGUUGAGAAUGGAGCCAUAGUCGACUAUACGGGCCGGGGCCCUGAUCCCGAGACUGUUGUGGCGGACAAUAUUCCGUCCGGGUGGAAUUAUACCAUAGAAGAUCUGUAG
Messenger RNA from Metarhizium robertsii ARSEF 23, 933 nucleotides. RefSeq lists its product as uncharacterized. The record is from RefSeq and is a predicted model, not a curated record. NCBI's taxonomy places the organism in Eukaryota, Fungi, Ascomycota, Sordariomycetes, Hypocreales, Clavicipitaceae. The transcript has 5 exons. Gene Ontology annotation, biological process: mycotoxin biosynthetic process. Bases 1 to 933 code for a protein of 310 amino acids.